Molecule: messenger RNA, 2373 nt
Organism: Ipomoea nil (Japanese morning glory)
Lineage: Eukaryota; Viridiplantae; Streptophyta; Magnoliopsida; Solanales; Convolvulaceae
Exons: 2
Coding region: 1-2373 (790 amino acids)
Molecular function (GO): RNA-DNA hybrid ribonuclease activity; nucleic acid binding
Source: RefSeq, a predicted model, not a curated record
AUGGCUAAGAUGUUGGCAAAUCGUAUGAAACCCCUGUUAGAAAAUAUUAUUUCAGACUCACAGAGUGCGUUCCUUCCGGGUAGGUUGAUCUCGGACAAUAUUCUGAUUGCUUCCGAGGUUGGUCAUUACUUGAGGAGGAAGCAACUAGGCCAGACGGUACGUUACAGGGUAGUGGUUAAUGGUAGACCUACGGAGGAGAUCGUGCCUACUAGGGGGUUACGGCAAGGGGAUCCCUUGUCGCCUUAUCUCUUCAUAAUCUGUGCGGAGGGGCUAUCUUUGCUUUUGCAGGACUCACAUUCAAAAGGGCUUAUUCAUGGUUGUAGAGUGGCCCGGGGGGCACCACCGAUCUCGCACUUGUUUUUUGCUGACGAUAGCUUGCUUUUCUUUAAAGCUAACCUGCAGGAAGCUAUGGAAGUAAAAAGAUGCCUGGGGGUUUAUGAGUCCUACUCUGGCCAAGCGGUGAAUUUUCACAAAUCCAACAUUUCGUUCAGCCGAAAUACACACACUGAGAUGCGGGAUCUUGUGUCAGGGGUUUUGACUGUUUCUCAGGCGGAGGAUUUUGGGAAGUACCUGGGAUUGCCUUCUGUUGUUGGCAGGAAUAGGAGGGCGGUUUUUGCUUACAUUGAGCAACAGUUGAAACAGAGAUUCAGCUCUUGGAAUAAGAGGUUGCUGACUAAGGCGGGUAAGGAGGUUCUUUUGAAAAGUGUGGCACAGGCCAUGCCAACUUAUACUAUGAGUAUUUAUCUGCUGCCGAUUACUUUAUGUGCUUCUUUGGAGAGGUUAAUGAACAGGUAUUGGUGGGGGAAUGUGGGCAACGCUGGUAAUAUCCAUUGGUUGGCCUGGGAUAGGAUGUGCAGUCCAAAGAAGUUUGGUGGUAUGGGGUUUAAACGAUUGCAUGAAUUUAAUCUUGCCCUGUUAGCUAAACAGGGUUGGCGGCUUCUUACUAAUCCCACAUCUUUAAUGGCACGUGUGUUUAAGGCUAGGUACUUCCCAACUUCAUCCUUUUAUGAGGCUGUUAUCGGGGGUAACCCAAGUUACGUCUGGAGAAGUAUUAUGGCUGGCCAAGAUUUGUUAAAAUCUGGUUGCAGGCGCAGAAUUGGAGAUGGCACGGCUACAAGGGUUUGGACUGUUCAAUGGCUUCCGGAUCGACACAAUCCAUAUGUUGAGUCUGAUCAAGCUAUGGACGGUCACUCAAUGCUAGUUUCAGAGUUGAUUGAUGCCCAUACGGGGACCUGGAAUCUGGAUCUUUUGCAACAAAAUUUUAAUGCCCGGGAUACACAAUUAAUUUUGAGAGUGCCUGUGAGUACAGAUUUCGAAGAUAUCUGGUAUUGGGAAGGAGAUAUAAGGGGAUGCUAUUCGGUUAAAGAUGGAUAUAGGAGGUUGGGGUUUUUGAAUACGGACCCAUCGCCAGUAUGGAAUAAUAUUUGGAAGCUGCAGGUUCCUCCCAAAUGGAAAGUAUUCCUAUGGAGAGCUCUUUUGAAUAUAUUGCCCACACUUGAUAACUUGAUUGUUAGGAGAGUUGAGGUUAAUAAUAUAUGUCCAUGUUGUGGUUUGUUUGAGGAAUGUGUCACGCAUAUUUUUUGCAGGUGUCCAUUUGCAAUUAAUGUUUGGCAACUAUCUCAGUUACAAAUUCCCCCGUGUGCCAACAGGAAUUUUUAUCAAUGGACGGAGGAGUGGCUUGGCAGUGCGCCCGGAUAUACUAAGGAGGUACAAGGCAGAAUGUGUGGUGUACUUCAUGCCAUAUGGACUGCUAGGAACACGGCAGUCUGGGACUCGGUGGUGCCACGCCCGGCUUCGCUCCUGAUGCGCCUUGCGGUACAGUGGACGGCGUGGAUGAGUAGUCAGCAGCCCCAUGUGAUUAAUAACAGCAGCAGCAACGUAGCUUUGCAUGCGCAACAUAGCAAUACACCGACCUCUUUUAAGUGUUAUGUUGAUGCGGGCUUUCAUGGUCCCCUUCACGCAGCGGCAUAUGGUUUUGUGGUUUUUGAUAGUGAUUCGUCGUUUGUGGCAGCAGGUAAUGGCCCCUUGCCAUGUCCGUAUGAUCCCCUCUUGGCGGAAGCGAUGGCAAUGUGCGAAGCCCUUUCUUGGUUGAAGAAUAAUGGGUACUCAAGCGGCUACAUCUAUUCUGACUCAGCAGUUUUAGUUACGAGUCUUUCAUUUGCUAGUUCGUUUCGUAAUUAUUUUCGUUUCAUUCUGUUAUCUUGUACUCGGCUACUUAGUGAUUUACCAGGUUCCCAGGUUAAAUUUGUUAAAAGGGAUGCCAAUCAUGUGGCACACUCCUUAUCUAAGCAUGUAUCUGCUAUAGCAGGCAGAACUCUAUGGAGGGAUAUUCCACCUCCUUUUAUUGAGCCCUUGGUGGCUAAUGCAAUCUGA